UCGUCCUCGCUGCUACGGCCGCCUCUUCUCCUCCUUCUCCUCGGCCAUGCGAGCCCGGCUGUCCCGUCGGGGCUGCGCUAUUUUGGGUUUGGUGAGCGCGGUGGCUUUGCUAGCUCUCCAGCUGCCUAUGCCUCCUUUCGGGUCGCCCACGGGGGCCCGAGCUAGAAGAGGGACGACCGGGGUGCUUUCCUCCCUACUGCCUGAGCAACUUUCCCAACCCGUCCAGGCCAAACCCCCUCCGGAUCCCUCCGCGCCUGGAGAGUGGGGCAAAGCAUCCCACCUGACCUUGGAUGCUGACCAGAAGCGCCAGGAGGAACGCUUGCUGGAGCGCUAUGCCAUUAACGUCUACCUUAGCGACCGCAUCUCGCUGCACCGUCACAUCCAGGACGGUCGGAUGUCCGAGUGCAAAGCCAAGGCGUACAACUACCGCCAGCUGCCCACCACCUCGGUGGUCAUCGCCUUCUACAACGAGGCCUGGUCCACCCUCCUGAGGACAGUGCACAGCGUCUUGGAAACCAGCCCGGCCGUUGUGCUGAAGGAGAUCAUUCUGGUGGACGAUCUCAGCGACCGGGCGUACCUGAAGAGUGAGCUGGAGGCCUACCUCAGCCGCCUGCCCCGGGUGCGCCUGAUCCGCACCCAGAAGCGGGAAGGGUUGGUGCGCGCCCGGCUGAUUGGAGCCACCUUCGCCACCGGCGAAGUCCUCACCUUCCUGGAUUGCCACUGCGAGUGCGUCCCUGGAUGGCUGGAGCCCUUGCUAGAACGCAUCGCCCAGAACGAUUCCGUCGUCGUCUGUCCGGUGAUCGACACCAUCGACUGGAACACGUUCGAGUUUUACAUGCAAUCCGGCGAGCCCAUGAUUGGUGGCUUCGACUGGCGGCUCACCUUUCAGUGGCAGGUGGUUCCUCCCUACGAGAGGCGGCGCCGGAAGUCCAAAGUAGAUCCCAUCCGAUCCCCCACCAUGGCCGGCGGCCUCUUUGCCGUCAGCAGGAAAUACUUUGAGUACCUUGGCACAUACGACACUGGUAUGGACGUCUGGGGCGGUGAGAACUUGGAACUCUCUUUCCGUGUCUGGCAGUGCGGCGGUGUCUUGGAAAUCCACCCGUGUUCCCACGUUGGACACGUCUUUCCGAAACGGGCCCCGUACGCCAGGCCUAACUUUCUACAGAACACCGCCCGGGCUGCCGAAGUCUGGAUGGACCACUACAAAGAACAUUUCUACAACCGGAAUCCUCCGGCGCGUAAGGAGAACUUUGGCGACCUCGCCGAACGGAAACUAUUACGGCAGCGUCUGCAGUGUCAGAAUUUCGACUGGUAUUUAAAAACCGUCUUCCCCAAUUUACAUGUCCCGGAGGAUCGACCAGGCUGGCAUGGUGCCAUCCACAACCUGGGCAUCUCUUCCGAAUGUUUGGAUUACAACUCGCCGGAACACAAUCCCACGGGGGCUCACCUGAGCCUUUUCGGAUGCCAUGGCCAAGGCGGCAACCAAUUCUUCGAAUACACGUCCAACCUGGAAAUCCGUUUCAACUCGGUGACCGAACUCUGCGCCGAAGUGCCAGAGCAGAAGGAUUUCGUCGGCAUGAGAAAUUGUCCGAAGGAUAAGUCCCCCGUGCCGGAAGUCAUAAUAUGGCAUUUUAAAGAAGAUGGCACAAUCUUCCACCCACACUCCGCCAAAUGUCUGAGCGCUUACCGUACACCAGAGGGUCGCGCGGACGUAAUCAUGAGGACGUGUAAUCCGUCAGAUAAAAACCAGCUCUGGAGGUUCGAAAAAUAGACCCGGAUCGUGGCCUAAAAACAUAAUUCCUGGCAAAUCUAAAGUUUGGGCCUCUUGAAAUUGUCAAGAUUUCCAGAUGAAAUCUUGAUUGGUUGGUUAAAAAGUGCCUUUUUUUCCUAAACUGAGAGAUUGGCAGAACGCAACGACACUUCGAACACAAGUUGAAGUUUGUUCAUUCUGCACGGACUACGAUCCUCGGGACCGUCCCGGGAAUGGGCUAAAUUCGAGGGAACUAGGACAGCACAAUAAUUGUUCCGUUUUUAAGAUUUGCUAAAGGAUGAGCAAUGUUGCAAAGUUGAGGUUUUUCUGAAGCUGGAUCAGAAGCAUUGCUUUCAAGUGAUGUUUUCCAACCUUGGCAACUUUAAAAUGUGUGGACUUCAACUCCCAGAAAUCCAUUUCAACAACUUCCCAUGAUUCCACUUCAAUGUGUCUGGGUUGGGGAAUUCUGGGGAGUCGAAGUCCACGCAUCUCAAAAGUUUGGGAAAAACUAUAAAGAAUUAUGCUUUAACACAUGUGCCGAAAUGAAACUUACGGAAUUAGGGAAUUCCUUAUUUUAGGACGGAGUUUUAAUUCCUCUCUUUCGCUCAACACACCUCUCUCCUCGUUAGAUUUAAUGUUUAACAAAUAUUUAACUAGUGUUUAGUUAAAUGGGUUAAACAAGAAUUUCACUAGUGUUUCGUUAAACUGGGUAGAUUGUUUAAAUUGGUUAACCAAUUGUUGGGCUAGCAUUUGUGUCGUGAUUAAAUUGGUUAAAGGAGA
Messenger RNA from Thamnophis elegans (Western terrestrial garter snake), 2530 nucleotides. RefSeq names its product polypeptide N-acetylgalactosaminyltransferase 4-like. Lineage: Eukaryota; Metazoa; Chordata; Lepidosauria; Squamata; Natricidae. Gene Ontology annotation, cellular component: Golgi apparatus. The record is from RefSeq and is a predicted model, not a curated record. The transcript has a single exon. Bases 47 to 1771 code for a protein of 574 amino acids.